CCGACGGCUCAAACCACAUCAAUUAUUUAUUUCAUGAAUAUAUAGGAUAUAUCGACACCGUCAACGCAUUCCUUCGGCCUUUGUAUUUGGUCUUUUGUCUUUUUGUAUUUCAUGAAUAUGUAUGUGGCCGAUCGUGAUGUACCACACGGUUGACAUACGCACCAUCGACGUGUCACAAAAUCGAUGCUCCGAGACACGUGCUCGGUGGGCCACAAUCUUCGCAACUACGCCACCCUCGUUCCUCCGGCUUAGGUCAAUGACGCCGCCACAUCAUCGAGUUGUAAACCGAGUGGUCGCUUUGCGGUUCCACGCUACUGUCAUUCGUGUGUGCGUCAGCGCUGACAUCGCGCGCAUGUUGACGGCAGUCCUCGAAAGAGAUAAGACGGAAGAGGAGUGCGGAGAGCGCCGGCUCAUGGCGAACCUGCAGCGGCGGGUCCACGUCCUGGCUGUCCCGUUCCCGGCGUCGGGACACAUGCUGCCCCUCCUCGACCUCACCCACCUCCUUUCCGCUCGCUACGGCUUCGCCGUCACUUUCGUCGUCACCCCAAAGAACCUUCCCCACCUCUCCCCGCUCCUCGCUCGCUGCCCCGCCGUCGCCCCCCUCGUUCUCCCCUUCCCCGACAACACCAACCUUCCCCCCGGGGUGGAGAACGCUGGGCCGCUUUACGACGUCCGCCUCCUGAUGCGCGAGCUGAGCGGCCUCCACGACCCGCUCCUCCGCUGGGCCCGCUCCUGGACUGAUCCCCCCACCGCGGUCCUCUCUGACUUCUUCUGCGGCUGGACGAACGGCCUCGCGACCGAGCUGGGAAUCCCCCACCUCGUCUUCAGCCCCUCCGGCGCGCUCUGCCUCGCCCUUGUCCACUCGCUGUGGCGCCGGAUGCCAAACAUAUCGGAUCCUGACGACCCCGACGAGCUCGUCCCCUUCCCCUCCCUCCCAAGAUCCCCCCUUUACCCCUGGCACCACCUCUCGGGCAUCUACCGGAGGUACGAGGAGGGCGACCCCUUGUCGGAGUUCAUAAAGGCGUCAUUUCUGGCCAACAUCGGCAGCUGGGGUUUCGUAUUCAACACCUUCGCCGAGAUCGAGAAGCCAUAUCUGGAACACCUGCGGGACGACCUCGGCCACGCGCGCGUCUGGGGCGUGGGGCCCCUGGCGCCUCCCGGAGGCGGCGGUGAGCGUGGCGGGCCGAGCUUGGUCGGUGCCGAGGAGGUGGCCGCUUGGCUUGGCAACUGCGCGGAGGGCUCGGUGGUGUACGUGGCCUUCGGAAGCCUCGCAGAGCUGUCGCCCGCGCAGGCGGCGGCGCUCGCGGCGGGGCUGGAGCAAAGCGGCGCGCGGUUCGUGUGGGCGACCAGGGGCGUGGUGCUGCUGCCGGAGGGGUUCGAGGAGCGGGUGGCGGGGCGAGGGCUAGUGAUCCAGGGGUGGGCGCCGCAGGUGGCGAUACUGAACCACCCGGCGGUGGGAUCAUUCGUGACCCACUGCGGGUGGAACUCGGUGCUGGAGGCGGUGACUGCGGGGGUGGCGUUGCUGACGUGGCCGAUGGGGGCGGACCAGUUCUCGAACGCCAGGCUGCUGGAGGAGGAGGUCGGGACGGGGGUGAAAGCAUGCAAGGGCGGCGACUCGGUGCCGGACCCAGACGAGCUGGCGCGCGUCGUGGCCGAGUCGGUAGGCGAGGAGGGGAGGGCGCGGAGGGAGAAGGCGCGGGAGCUGGCGAGGAGGGCUGCGGCGGCGGUGGAGGUGGGCGGGAGCUCUUACAUGGACUUGUCGGAGGUGGCGGCGGAGUUGUCGGAGGUGGCUGCCGCCAAGCAAAUAAAACAUAGCCGAUGAGCUUAUUGUCAAAUUUUCCCUUAAAAACAGCAUAUUUGCCAUUCUAAAUUGAAAUAGUUAUUUCUGCCGAUUCUGUUGA
Molecule: messenger RNA, 1901 nt
Organism: Musa acuminata AAA Group (dessert banana)
Lineage: Eukaryota; Viridiplantae; Streptophyta; Magnoliopsida; Zingiberales; Musaceae
Product: UDP-glycosyltransferase 89B2-like
Exons: 1
Coding region: 122-1822 (566 amino acids)
Molecular function (GO): UDP-glucosyltransferase activity
Source: RefSeq, a predicted model, not a curated record